Molecule: messenger RNA, 6238 nt
Organism: Bombus pascuorum
Lineage: Eukaryota; Metazoa; Arthropoda; Insecta; Hymenoptera; Apidae
Product: homeotic protein proboscipedia
Exons: 3
Coding region: 1392-3941 (849 amino acids)
Biological process (GO): regulation of DNA-templated transcription
Molecular function (GO): DNA binding; DNA-binding transcription factor activity, RNA polymerase II-specific
Source: RefSeq, a predicted model, not a curated record
CCGCGUCGAGGCGAGCAGAGAGGUACAGCUACGCAGUGUCUGUUCGUUGUACCCUGGCGGUUCCGUGCCCUCGGACCUCAAUACGGCCAGCCCGCCUACGACGCCGGAGGGCUGUGCCUCCGCCGCUGCGAUACCGCCACCCCAUUGGUCGAUCCGUUCUACUGGCACCCGGUCACGUGUCUCUCCCACAAGUACGGUGGCACACAGCGGCCAGAAAGAGUCGACGUUCGACAACGCGAAGAACCCUUGGGCCACCAACCGCCGAGGCCCCCUGCUCCACGGAGGAAACGAGACAGCAGUAACAACAGAGACACGCCACGGAGAACAUUGGAGAAGCGAAAAAGGCCGCGGUGGAAUUCGUCAGGGUGCUAGCCUCGAGUGGAAGUCACCGAGAGAGUCUCUCUCUCCGCAAUCUCCUCCUGCCCCCUCUACACCCCUCGUGUACCCUUUGCUUCCGCCACCAUCGAACUCGAUCCUCCAAGGCGACUCCUACCCAUCCUUUUUCUCCCUCCAUUUCGCUCUCUGUUCAGUUCUCCGUCUCCCUCUCCCCCUUCCUCAACCGCUCUGUCUCUCGCUGUCUACCUUCUCUCUCGACUACAGUUCACCUCUCCGGCGUUGCCCUUCUCGAACCCCUCCACCUCCGCUUCUUUCUCCUCCUCCGUCACGUCACUCGACAAGUGUACAUUGCGCUCGCUGGCUCGCCUGCCUAGCCAGCUAGCCAGCCAGCCAGCCAGCCAGCCAGCCUGCCUGCCUGCCUGCCUGCCUGCCUGCCUGCCUGCCUGCCUGCCUGCCUGCGUGCCUAGCCUGGGUUCCGGGCGAUCGGAACGCUCCUGGCAGCCGUAGUGUAUGCGAUCGAGUGCGCGCCAGUCUCAGUGCUGCCGAUUUAGCGUAACGUCUGUUUAUCGAUGCAGGGAUUUCCUCUGUGAAAGUGUGCUUUCGCGUUAUGUGGUUCAGCCGCACGGACCAGGUUAUGUGAUGCUACGAGGUGUGAUAGGUACGGGGUGAGUUUUCGCGGACAUGCGAGUGUUCUGUGUACCGUCGUGCUUCGAUCUGCAGUGAACUCGACAGAGAAAUGGCCCCGUGAAUGCACCAAGUGGAAGCAGCUGUCGUGAACGACGGGUUGGACCUGGCCAAGGUCCUUCUGUUUUCCUCACCGGCGAUAUAUUCCUCGUGCUAAGUGAACGCGCGAUUAUGACUUGUGGUGUAUGCUGAAACUGCAGUGCGAAGGAUUCUUUCAGGAUGUAAUAUCAUUCUCGUGUUUCUGAUGGCACAGAUCGACCAAGCUCGUCAGUUACGGUGAAAAUACAGACAAUAAAAAUAUAGCGCAACCAAACUAGCCCAUUGUCCUCACGCAAGCAAGGAAGAACAUAAAAACUAGUGUAUCCUCGUCUAUGCAAGGCAAACAACAAUUGUCGUCGCGUCAGCAAGAGAACUGCGAGGAUCCAACGCAGCUGGACGGUUGCGGCAGCGUGCAGCCAGCCGGAAGGCAGCUCGAGGCGUUGGUCCACGCGGGCAAGGAGAUCGCGAGCGUGAAGACGAGGCCGACGACACCCGUCCUGGCGAACGACGGAGGGGGCGGCUUCUGGCUGGCCACGGUGGCCGCGGGGGCAGGUGCCCCGGCCGGGCUGCCCCCGCACGGGACACAUCACCCAGCCAUGGAUCCGACAUGCGGCUCCGCGGAGACAGGCUUCAUCAACAGCCAACCCUCCAUGGCGGAGUUCAUGACCGCGUUGCCCCAGCUGGCUGGCGACGCGAGCCUUCAACACUCUCCAGGAACCGGAGGAUCCAUCAGCCCUGGAUCCCAUCAUCCUGGCUACCACGCUAUGAUGGACCCUCAUGGGGUCGCUGAUCCGUCCGUCAACGUGCCCGAGUACCCGUGGAUGAAAGAGAAGAAGACUACGAGGAAAAGCAACCAACAAGAAAAUGGCCUGCCAAGAAGAUUACGGACGGCGUACACGAACACACAGCUGCUCGAGCUAGAAAAAGAAUUCCAUUUUAACAAGUACCUGUGUAGACCGCGAAGAAUCGAGAUUGCCGCAUCCUUGGAUCUGACGGAAAGGCAGGUGAAAGUUUGGUUUCAAAACAGAAGAAUGAAACACAAACGUCAAACACUAAGUAAAGAGGACGGUGACGAGAAGGAUGGCUCGACGUCCGACGGAAUGGAGAAGUCGAAGGGCGAGAAAAUGCUGGCGAUAGACAGCGACGAGAAGAAGAGCUGCCACAACUGUGAUAUAUCUGGCGUGAGCGACGUAGGCAGCACACUGUCUGGUGACGUGACCGAACUGAGCUCGUCGGGUCGGCGAAACAGCAGUACCAAUAAUAACACACCCACAGCAACAAACAAUAACAGCAAUCCAGCUUUCAACGCGAACAGCAAUGGAGCCAGCAGCGUUGGUAGCACGAACAGCGUGUCCAGUUCGUUCGAGAAGAUGAUAGCAGACGAUGACUCGAGAUCACAAGACGGUAGUGAAGUGACAUCCCCGAGCGUGGCUACGAAGAAAUUGUCCAGCGAUGUCAGAGUAAAAGUGGAGAGCGGCCACAAGAGUCCGAAUCCGGGCAAGCAGCAAAUUUCCGUCAGCAAGAAGUCUCCAUCGGCGAAUACCAAGGAACUGUGCUCGGUAAACAGCAAUGGUGUCUUAUUAGCAAUGCCCGAUUCGACUGUCAGCACGCCCGUACUACCUGGUCAAAAUUCUACCAGAAGUCUCACACCGUCUUCGACACCUGGGACGCCAGUGUCCGUUCAGUUACAACAGGGAAGUCCUCUGGGGAUUCAAGCUACACACGCAGCAUACAUGCAAAGACCAAGAAGUUCUCCUUCGUCUACCAGCUCCGUGGCUACUCCCAUGAUGCAUGGGUCGACGAACGCGGGCACGAUGUCUCCUCACGGCGGCAGGAACAUCAGCAACAAUCAGCAAACGCACUUCCCACAACAAAGCGUGUACCAAUCGACAUCUGCCAUCGAAUAUAGAAACGGAGUACCUAGUAGACAAGCUGUUCCAGCAGCCGCGCAACAAACUCAAUCGCAAAAUAAUUAUUGCUCCAGGGAUACCUAUCAACAACCUCGAAUCUCCUACCCAAGUGAGGUUCAUCCCCUGUACGCCAGACAAAACCAAGUCCUAGGAUCCCGAGUGGGUCAUCACGUCCGUGCGACUACGGGCGCAGCUUCCAGGACGAUGUACAACUCCAGCAUGCAGUUUCAUCAACAACAAAACCAAUACGCCAACGCUACAGGGGAGUACAACGGCUAUACACAAGCAGGCCCACCCUAUCAUGCGCCCUAUCAUCGAACCAUGCAAGGUAGCAACGCCUACAACACCAGCCAAGGUUACUCAGCUCAACACGACCAAACAACUGAAAACUACAUGACACCGGGUAAUUACGGCUACCCUAACAGCGGGAACUAUCACGCCAGUAGUGAAAAUCUUGCCUCUCACGGUCACGCUGCUGUAUCUGUUCAAACUGCGCAACAUUAUUACAACGACAUCCAACAGCAGCAACAACAUCAACAGCAACACACAGCAGAAGGUUACGUCACGCAUCAACCUCCCAUGCAUCCAAGUUCCGCAGACUAUCGAGCAGGCACCAAGUGCCACCCAAACGCUUACUACGAGCAAACCAGUCAACUGCACGUCCAUCAGGGCGGCGAAGCGUCCAACAUUCCCAACAGUUACGUGUCUUCACCAGAUCCGUUUCCAGCGCCAGGGAUGACCACUACGGCAACCGCGAUCGCCGCAGCCACUGCUGCUGUCAUCACUCCGCCAGGAAGCGCCACCCAAGCGGAGGGCAACGCCGAUUCCUACAAUUACGGCAACUUUUACGCGGAACCAGUGCACACAUCUGCCCCGCCACAAUCCGCGGACAAUAGCAACAGUUCGUCAGACUUCAACUUCCUGACGAACCUGGCCAACGACUUUGCGCCGGAAUACUAUCAACUCAGCUGAGUUCACGAGACCGAGAACCCUUGUCAGUUGGACUGGAGCGACGAGCAGUGUCUCCUGAACGCCUUGUACUGAUGGCGCUCCCUGUGAUCGUUGUGAUCGUUGCAAGUGUUGCAUUAGUAGGCAGUGGUCGUUGAGGAAGAUUCGGAUUUGAAUGUAAAUGGAUUAGAAUGAGGUGAAACGGAGACAGCCGUGGAAUAUGUGAAUGUUGUGUGGGUGGUGGAAGUGAAUUUCUGCGAGUUAGAAAUUACCAUAGUCGAAGAAGUAGCAAUGAAGAUUGUUUCUUCCUUUUUGUUUUGUUGAAAGAAAUUUGAAGAAUGAUUAAAUUGAUUGAAAGCUGAGAUUUUCUGUAAUAAACCGAGCGACUAAUUCAUUAUAAAUAUUUCCCUAAAUAGAAUCGAUAGGCUAUGAUCGUGUAAAUAGGGUUUCAGGAUCAGAAACAAUUUCUUGUAGCCGUAACAUGGGCUUUUGUUUCUUCGAUCGGAAUCGAAGUUUAUGUGUGAUGAACAUUCUAGAUAUAAAUGAAACCAUGAUAAUUUGAAAAUGUAAAUAAUAUUUGGUAGAUACGAUGGAUCCAGAGUUUCUAACACAAGACUCGAUUUAAACAGAUGCAAAUAGAAACGUGGAGAGAGCAUUUGACUGGAAAAUUCGAUAAUGAAUUUCAAUAGAGAGGAAAUGGAGCGAUUUCAAUGAUCUUCGUACCGGGCACUUCAAUCAUUUCCGUCCGUAUCAAUGAUUGCUUCACCUGUACCGACGAUCAACUGGAAGAAGUUGAAAACGCGUCGAGAAGACCGACAAGUGAUUUUCAAACAGUGCGAUUUCAGGUUCAUGUGGCAGAGUGUGUGUAAAUAAAUUAGAAGUUUAGAAAAAUAGAAAAAAUAACCAGGUGCAAGUGCAAUCUUUCUAACUUAAACACGAUUUCUGUCGCGUAAUAGAUAAUUCCAUGAUGAUCGCACGGGUCUCCAAUCAUUCGAGUUCGCGUGUGCUUAACGCGACACCAUAUCGUCGCGCAAACGAGGCAACAACCGUAUCGAUGAUGCUAUUUCCUUAUAGUAAUCUGUUCGUCUAACGGUUAAAAGGAAAACGCGAAAGAUAUUUGAAAUACUAUAAAAUAUUUGGGAAAGUGAAUUAGCAAUUCACGAGCAAUAAUUCUUAGUGAAAUAACGCGUGUACAUAUAGAAAGCUAAUGCGAGGCGAAGAUUAAUUUAACCAGAAGAUUCCAGAAAAUGAAAUAAGAAAGAGAAGAUGGAUAGUGUGGGUCGUGACACUAACAAAGGACAGAAGACACUAAUCGUGGAAGCGUAAACGCUUUAGAGGAUGAUGAGAGGUGUACUCGUAGUUUUUCAUGCAGGUUGAGAACGUUUCGUGAAAAAAAUGGCGGAACUUUAUCGGAAGUUCGUUUUGCUGCUCGACAUCGUUCACACAUCUUUCAAGAAUUUUUUUUCCACAUUAAACGUCACGAAAGAGUUUGAACGAUCCGUCGAACGUCGACGAAGUUUUAGUUGCACGCAGUUAUACUCUUUCGACGUUUAUUUUCAAUUGUACAAGGAAAGACAGAUUUUUCGUUGCUUCUGGUUUUAGGUUAUGCGAUGUGAACGCCACGAAACUUGAUCGUUUCUUCGCCAGGAUCAUCCAUCUAUUUCGUCGUAAUUUCUACUAGACUCUACAGAUGUAAGCGAACCAAAUAAAGGGACUCGCGUCGUUAUCGGAGAAACAAUAGCAUAAAACGGUUACGAGAUUAGAUCACGUAGCUAGCGACGCGUGAAACCUUGAUUUUCACCUCGACUCGACAGUUGAAAAUAUUUAAUAGUGCGCCAGUCGUCGUAUCUGGUUUGUAUAAAAAGAAAAAAAAAAGAAAAAUUAAAUAACAAAUGGCAUUUAAGGAGCCACGAUCGUUUACACGAGGACUUCUUUGUACAUAGCGCGCUUACGAUAAUCGUACACACGAACACAUGUACACACGGACACGUACACGCAUAUACAUAGAUACAUGAGAAAUACACAUUGUUUAUUCGAUUCUGAAUGUAUGAAUAACCACGCGAUCCGAAGAUUCCAUCUUCUGAACGUGAAACGGAGAAAAGAAAAAUGGAAAAGCGAUAAAAAAAAAAGAGAUAACUGUAAAUGGGAGACGAUCAUUGUGUACAUUCGUUCAUACAAACUUAUAAAACAGAAAGAAUUGUUUCAUCCUAUUCUGACCGCUCGCGAUUUCGUUUAACCCCUUUCGACGGAUUAAGCACUAAAGCAGAUGAUAAGUGGACAUGGAAAUGGAUGAUAAUAAAAAAUAUCAUUAUAAAAUUAAA